This is a messenger RNA of Drosophila novamexicana, 1322 nucleotides long. RefSeq names its product flocculation protein FLO11-like. Gene Ontology annotation, molecular function: transcription coactivator activity. Gene Ontology annotation, cellular component: RNA polymerase II transcription regulator complex. The coding region runs from base 247 to 1212 and encodes 321 amino acids. Gene Ontology annotation, biological process: positive regulation of transcription by RNA polymerase II. The record is from RefSeq and is a predicted model, not a curated record. Lineage: Eukaryota; Metazoa; Arthropoda; Insecta; Diptera; Drosophilidae. The transcript has 2 exons.
AGCCACACUACUUUUUCUUUUAUAAAAUGUAUGAUCUUAAAGCUAGCGUUCAAGUUUCGGUUGACUAGUUUAAUUGAGAUCUUGGAUUCCGUUUCGUUCUUCUACCGCUUAUAUUCCACUUUGGCUGACGGUGCAAAAGAUUUGUACUCGCAAUUCUUUUGUUUGUGGCCCCUAUAAAAGUGUUGCCCCUCGAUUCCAGUGGCAUCAGUAUCCGCUUGGCAAGCACCUAAGCAACUCCAAGUCGACAUGCGUCCGUUCGCGAUUUGCUCUGCUCUGCUGGCCCUGGCCGCCUUGGGCGUGGCCAGUCCUUUGAGCAACAGCUACUUGCCGCCCCAGGCCAAUGCGUAUAGUAGCUACAGCUCGGCUGGAUCGAGCGCCGCCAGCUCCUAUGCACCGACACGCUCGCAUGGAUAUGCCCCAUCAGCCAGCUAUACAACGCCAUCUCGACAGUACCUGGCGCCAACCUCAUCCCUGAGCAGCUAUUCGACGGCAGGUGCCAGUAGCUACUCUGCCCCAGCUAGCUCUCUCAGCAGCCAUUCAUCGUCCACCUCAGCAUAUGCACCCGUGGCAGCCCCCUCUCGUCAGUACCUGGCGCCAUCAGCAUCUCGCAGCAGCUACUCUUCCUCUGCCUCAACAUAUGCACCUGUAGCAGCUCCGUCUCGUCAGUACCUGGCGCCAGCUGCGUCCCACAGCAGCUACUCUGCUCCAGCUGUCUCCCACAGCAGCUAUUCCGCUCCAGCCGCAUCCCACGGCAGCUUCUCUUCCUCUGCCUCAACAUUUGCACCUGUAGCAGCUCCCUCGCGUCAGUACCUGGCUCCAGCUGCGUCCCACAGCAGCUACUCCGCUCCAGCUACCUCCCACAGCAGCUAUUCCGCUCCAGGCGCAUCUCACGGCAGCUACUCUUCCUCUGCUUCAACAUAUGCAUCUGUAGCAGCUCCCUCUCGUCAGUACCUAGCGCCAGCAGCAUCUCACAGCAGCUACGCCGCUCCAGCCGGCUCCCUCAAUAGUUAUUCGUCGCCAGCUCGUUACGCUUCCUCCCAUGGAGUUGGAUUGGGUGCGUACGCAACAGCUUCAUCCUCUUCCGCUCGUAGUUUUGGGCACGGCUCUGGAGGAUCGCACCAUGCAAGCGGAGGUGUCUAUGGUCACAGCCGCUCUGCAGGUGGCACUCGCUACGCCGCCAACGGUGGAUAUGCAUACCGUCAUAAGCACUAAUCUGAUCUCUACAUUCUACUAUUAUAAAUCGGGCUAAAGGUUUACAGCUUUCAUAUAUUUAAUUGUUUUUUUUUUUAUCAUAAAUUUUAUAAUUACUUUGUGUAUAAAUA